CAUCGAUUCCUUCAAUUCCCGGAGUACCAGACCCAUCCAGUCUUCCCGGUGCAUUCCAAAAAGCAGGUAGCGGAUUUACCAAAGGUAUUCCAGGCGCUGAUAGCAUCCCAUUACCACGUGCAACGCGCUCGGCCCCUCCAACAGCUGUACGAUCAGAUUGAUUAACCGCAGUAGUUUGAUUUAGACACAAUAUUUGGCCAUGAGAAAGACAUUUUCCUCCUUAUCUUUUGUUCCAAAACAGGCACCAGAUACGGAUAAAAUGAUGAUGACACGCAUUGUUAAACGUGAAGCACGUGGAACUGGAAAUUUGCCCACAAAAACGGGUUAAAUUUUUAACCACAAAUUCCCACACACACACACACACACACAACACAACGCACUUAGUUGCGUUAUCCCCUUUGAUCUUCAAAAUAUAUCUUUUGCACUUCUUUUUGAAUUGAAUCCAUUUGAUGUGCAGUUAUUUAUUCUAUCCUUAACAUAUUGACACUUCUAUGUUGAUAAAAAAGAAAAUGUAAAAAGAUUUAUAAAUUUUUUUCGAAUAAACUUUCUAUUUUCCCCUUCGCAAACGACGAUGUAACAGUGUUUUAUUCGUUUGUAUUGGUUUGAGAUGACACUUUGCUUUCCAGACAAUCAAUUCCAAGAAUUUAUUUUCAUUCGUUUCAAUAAAUCAUAAACAGUGCAAAUGAACGUUGUUUACAAAUCAUUAUGCUGAAUCACAGGCAAGAACACACACACACAGUAUCAUCUCUGACAGAUUUCGUUGAAACAUAAAGAAGACGCGCAAACGAAAUGAGUGCAUGUGACAGUUACAUUGAGACACUUUAGUUUGAAGGUUGUUCAAAUGAAUGACAAUUGAGCAAAUGUUUGAUAUACAUCGUUGAAAAAAAAAAAUGGAUUAAAUCUCUUGAAAAAUAACAAAAAUACUAGCGACAUUUCGGGAAAGAAUUAUUUGAAAAAGAAAAAUGGAAGUAAUUGUUGGUAAUCAUACAUUGAUCAUAAAUCCAGAAAAGUCGUGUCGAUUAUGUUUGUCACAGUCAUUGGAUAUGCACAAUAUUUUCUCAAGUUUGAUUGUUGAUGGUUACAUCGUAUCAGUUGUUGAUAUGCUGGCAUAUACAUUUGAUAUAACUGUUAAUAUAAACAACAGGUUGUUGCCGCAUCACAUUUGUAACGAUUGUCAAAAGCAAGCUGUCGCUUUUUACACAUUCAAGCAAAAAAUUAAAAGACUGGAACAAUCAUUGUUUUCCAUAUUGUCUUUGCCCGAAACUGAUUCUCCCACGAAUGACGUUGUUCAAGGUGCGGAUGCCGGUGACACAACACCAACGGAAUUUGCGAUCGGCUCACACAGCGAACUGAUCGAAUUAGAUGUUUUUGAAGUGGAACAAGAUAUUGAAAGUUCGGUCAAAGAAAAAGCGGUCGAAAUUUGCAGGUUUCAAGCAACUAACAGCGAUGAAACAAACAAUAAUUCGGAAAUUAUUACCAAUCCUAUUUUCAACAUUGAACAUCAUGAUUUAUUGAUUGUGGAAGAAAAAGACGAAAAAGACUCAACACAAGUGCAAUCAACGCGAACAUUGCGUCGUAGUUGUCGUGCUGCCCGGAAUUGUUUGGAACCAAAAAAUUCUCACACAAAGCGUCUACGAUCAGAAAAGAAGACAAGCAAAAAAUCAGGUUUGGAAACUGUAGCAUUGAAAGUUUGCUUCGCAAAUGUCGUUGAAAGCAAUGACGAUGAUGAUGAGUUCAACGAUGGAAAUGACAACGAAUUCAUUGACUUCAAUCAUCAUACAAUGCGUUUAAUCAUCAAGCAUUUUGAUUUCUUUGCGUGUCACAAUUGCUGUCUACUUUUCAUUUCCAACGAAAAGCUAAAUGAACACAACACCAGCUCGCACCCUAGUAUUGAAUUAGAAAACAUUGACAAGUCAUGCGCUUCAGACUAUACAUUUCUCAAUGACUCCAAGAUACUCAAAGUGUACUCUUGUGGAGAAUGCAGUAAAUCAUUCUCGACUGUGGGCAAGCUGAAAAGUCACGUCCUCAGUCAUGCCAACAAAUUUGACUGUCCAAUCGAAAAUUGUGGAUGUCAAUACAAGCAUUUGGCACGUCUCACCAAUCAUAUUUCCAAAAAGCAUAUCAACAUGAAGCACCAGAUCUGCUUCCAUUGCAACCAAUCUUUCGAGUCAUACGAUGAUCUUCAGACACACAUCAGGAAUUCUUGCAAAGCAAAGAUAUUUGAGUGCUUUGAAUGUGAUAAAAAAUUCUUCUCGAAAAAAGCGUUAGCUGAACAUUUGAAAAACAUUGACGGAAAAAAAUUCAAGUGCAGUACAUGUGGCAAGGCUUUUAAACAGCAAAGUGAACUCACCAUCCACAUCCGAUCACAUACGAAUGAGCGACCAUUCCAGUGCACCAUCUGCAAUAAAUCCUACAAGACCAGCAGCAUGCUCACAUCUCAUAUGGAUUCACACAUCAGCGGAAAGACAUUUGAGUGCCAAAUCUGCAACACGAAUUUACAAUCCCGUGCAACAUAUCGUAGUCACAUGAAGCGUCAUAGGGUUGGAAAAAAACAUGAAUGCGAACACUGUGGCAUGAAAUUCUUCUCCAAUUAUCAUAUGCGAUUGCAUCAAUCAAAUGUGCAUAGGGAAAACGUGUCUAAUAUUCAGGCCGAAAUCCAUGACAACAACAAUGAUAACCUCAACCAAAUUAUGAAUGAUGGUGAUCUUGCUAAAUUCAUCGAUAACGAUGACAUUAUGAAUUUUUUCUUAUAAUAUCUGGAUAGAUUUGUAUAUCAGAACAAAUUUUCCAACUUUUAAUGUACUUCUCCAGAAGUCACAAUUCAAUUUGGAUUAAUUUUAUGAAUUACGUUCACUGCUGUGAUCUUCGUUACAUAUUUCUUUAAAUAUUAAUUGUAUUUUGAUACUUGAAGAAUUAUUACCAAAAUACUCAUAUUGAAAAAUUUUAAAUUUUAAAUAAAGAAGUCUAUUUCAGUGAAUUUUUCUGUAACAAUCGACUUUCGUUGUUGGAUUUUGAAUUUGGUUGUCACCAGCUCCACUUAACCUUAAACGAGUGAGUGUAUGAUGAUGAACUGAAAAGGAAUCAUUAAAUUGUGUACUCAAUUUCUAUUCUCGGAAAUUUUCAAUAUAUAAUUUUUUUUAAUUGAAAUUAAAAAAAGAAAAAAAAACGGUUUUAAUUUAACGUUGAAAAUAUAACAGAUUUAAUAUACUCUAUGAACCCGAUCCACAUUGUUUUAACCGUCUCCACUGAAUGACAUACUAAAAAAAUAUCAUCAAACGAGUUGUACUAAAGAGUGAAACGUCAAAUGUCUUCUGAAGAAAAAAAAAUGUAUUAAAAUAGGUGCGUUUGACAGAAGUCGAUGAAAUACAGUGAGACGCGCAUCCAUUUUAAACGCAUCAGUUCAGAGAUUAUUCAAUUCCAGUCAAAUGAAAAGCAAAUUCAAUACGAACGUUCAUUGAAAAUACAGAAACACAGUUUAAUUCCCGCUACGUUCAAAAUUGCAAAAAAAAAAAAGAGAAAUCAACAAACGAAAAACCAGCUUAGAAUUUUAGCCAAGAAAAAUGACUGAAAACUCAAUGGAAAUAAUCGAUGGAAAUUACGAAUUGGAUAUAAAUCCAAAGAAAGUGUGUCGUUUGUGUUUGUCACAGCCGCCGAACUUGUUGAAUGUUUUCUCAAACUCAAUAGUAGACGGUUACAUUAUAUCGGUUCCAGAUAUGUUGGCAUUUACCGUUGAUAUCACCGUUACGGCCGAUGACAAAUUGCCCAACAAAAUAUGCAGCGAAUGCAAGAAGCAAAUCAUUUCUUUUUAUACAUUUAAACAAAAGACAAAACGAACCGAGCAAUCGCUCAUUUCGAUGAUCUCAUCGGAAACAAGCACGGCACAAGAGACUGCUGUUCAGGAGGUGGUCACUUGUUCAUUGUGUGAGGCUACAUUUGAUACAGAAAGCACUUUCAUCCAACAUGCACAACAGGAGCAUCACGAUGUUGACGUCUACGAAUUGGAAAAUCAAUCGACAAAAAUUAUUAAGCCGAAUUCCAAAGAGCAACAAAUUGAAUUUUACGAUUUUGAUUCGAUGGGAAAUGUGGGCGAGAGUGGCAAUGAAACCGAAAUCACCGAUAACAUUCAAAUUGAUGAACACGACAUGUUAUCGAUGGACGAUGAACCAGCGGCAACAGCUCUGCCAACUCGAUCGUUGCGUGCUCGUACAGCCGCGAAAUCAAAGGCGAAAACGGAAACGUUGGUGAAAGCAAAACGCGCUCAACCGCCAGUGGAAAAAUCAAUUCCUCCAAAACUGUCUUUUAAGGCGGAAAUCAGCGAUCUGGAUGAAAAUGAUGUCGAUGUAACCGAUGACUACGAUUUCGAUCACAGUGGCAGCGAAUCUCUCGAUUUUUACGAGUGUCCACUUUGUUCAACACAGUUUGCCGACAGAGAUGAGUACAUUCAGCAUUGUAGAGAGCACGAUGGAACCGAAUACCAAUGCGAAAGUUGUAACAAACUCUUUGACGAUGAAGACCAGCUGCUGCAGCACGACUGUGAGACAACGGACAUGAAUGACGAAGAAUUGGUUUGUGUACCGUGCAACAAACGAUUGAAAUCAACGGCACAGUUGCGACAACAUAACAAAAUGCACGAUUCGAUGAGCUUGAUUAUUAACUACCUUGACUUUUUCCCGUGCCACGAUUGUUGCCUGCUUUACAUUUCCAAAGAUCGACUAAAUGAACACAAUGCAAAUGUACAUCCAGGAAAGGGUGGCAAAACUGGUUUAACGGAAAAAAUCGUCGAUGAAUCGUGCACCGACUAUCAAUUUUUGGAUGAGGAAAAGCAAUCGGAUUUCAAAGAAGGUGAAGUUUAUUCGUGUGGAGAGUGCAGCCAGUCUUAUCAGACAAUUAACGAACUAAAGUACCACGUCAUUUUGCAUGCCAGCAAAUUCGAGUGUCCGAUCGAAGAGUGUGGUUGCCAGUAUGAUCAGAUGUCACGGCUCAGCAUUCAUGUGCUCAACAAACACAUCAACACCAAGAAUUUGCAAUGCUUACACUGUAGCCAAGCAUUCCAAACAUACGACGACCUUCAAACUCAUCUCAAACACUUUUGCAAAGAAAAGAAAUUCAAGUGCUAUGAAUGCGACAAAAAAUUCUUCUCAAAAAAGGCCCUAAUUACACAUUUGCGAACACUGAAAGAGAAAAAGUUCAAAUGUAAACUGUGCGGAAAGGCUUUUAAACAGCAAGGUGAACUCACCAUUCAUACUCGAUCACACACGAAUGAGCGACCAUUCCAGUGCACCAUCUGCAAUAAAUCCUACAAGACCAGCAGCAUGCGUGCAGCUCACAUGGAUUCACACAUCAGCGGAAAGACAUUUGAGUGUCAACUCUGUGAUAAGAAGUUGCAGUCGCGGACCAGCUAUCGCAAUCACAUGAAACGCCAUACGGAAGAAAAGAAACAUGAAUGCGAACACUGUGGCAAGCGAUUCUUCACCAGAUACCACUUGAAAUUGCAUCAGUCGAAGAUUCACAAGGGGCUCAGCACCGAAACAACGAGUGCUGCUGAUCUGGCCCAAUUGAUUGACGACGAUAGCACAAUGAUCAUCUUUGAAUAAAUUCAUUUGGAAUUGGUGUUCUUCAUCACGCAUAAACUGAACGAAAACACACAACACUUCUUUUAUUGUACGUUAACAUAUGUAUUCAAAAAUAGGGAUAAUAAAGGGAUAAAAUAAUAAA
Molecule: messenger RNA, 5715 nt
Organism: Sitodiplosis mosellana (orange wheat blossom midge)
Lineage: Eukaryota; Metazoa; Arthropoda; Insecta; Diptera; Cecidomyiidae
Product: zinc finger protein 25-like
Exons: 10
Coding region: 3561-5594 (677 amino acids)
Biological process (GO): regulation of transcription by RNA polymerase II
Cellular component (GO): nucleus
Molecular function (GO): RNA polymerase II transcription regulatory region sequence-specific DNA binding; zinc ion binding; DNA-binding transcription factor activity, RNA polymerase II-specific
Source: RefSeq, a predicted model, not a curated record